Molecule: messenger RNA, 544 nt
Organism: Paramecium tetraurelia
Lineage: Eukaryota; Ciliophora; Oligohymenophorea; Peniculida; Parameciidae
Exons: 5
Biological process (GO): vesicle-mediated transport; intracellular protein transport
Cellular component (GO): clathrin coat of coated pit; clathrin coat of trans-Golgi network vesicle
Molecular function (GO): structural molecule activity
Source: RefSeq, a predicted model, not a curated record
AUGGAUGAUUUUUUUGAAGACAACUAAACUCACGAGAUAUCAAAUGGACAAUCAGGUGGGUUUUAAGAGCAAUAGUAUACUGCUUUUGAUGCUUUUGAAAAUGGGACACCACCUUAAGGAAUAACAUUCAAUACAUACGUGAGUCCAGAAUAGUAAUUACGAAAGGAUAAAUUGAGACUUAUAGAAGAUGAAAGAUUAGCUUAAAUAAGAGAGAAAGAUUAAUAAGAAAGUUUAUUGAAAUAAUAACAAAAAUAAAAAGCUUAGGAGUACUUGUAGGUGUUUAAAAAGUAAUAAGAAGCAGAUAUCGCAUAAAAAAGAAGUCAAAAUAAGUAGAAACAAGAAAUCUGGCUUGAGAAUCUUAAAAAUCAUUACCAAAAUAAAAAUUCUUGGGAAUAGAUAGCAUCAAAUAUUGCUUUAAGAGAUGGGGAAUAUCCAGGAUAAAAAGAUGUAACUCAGAUGAGAUAAGCAAUCCUUAAUAAAAGAAGCGAUCUGACUAAGUGAUUGCCAAUAAUUAUUAUAUUAGCAUUUAAUUCAAAGUUAUAUG